AUGAAGCAAGUCCACCUCCUCCCAGCUACCCUGGCUACUGCAUGCCUGGUUUAUUCCAGUGUUGUACAAGGUGAGGGUCACCCGAGCGUGAACUGCUAUACGAGUCGAAAGUAUGAGCAGUUAAACACCACGGAUUGUCUAAGAGCACUGGAAACCAUUGUCUGGGACGAAAAUCUGAACUUAGACACCAUAUCGAAUCCUUUCACUGUGGGCUACGCAGACUGCAUGAUCAAAAUCGAAAAACCCAAACGUCAAAAGCCAAAAAGAGAUCACGUCCUAGACAUUGUCGCUGACGUAAUAAAGAGCUGCCCCUCAAGAGGCGGCUUAUCCGGCUACAGCCAUGGCAUGAGUGCGCAAGUAUUCCCUUCUUCAGCGGGAGACCUGAGCGACUUGAACAUACCAGUUUGCUCGGCACGCCGCUGUCAAUACGAAGCCCGUGAUUGCUCAAGCGCACUUGAUUUGGUCGGACCAGACGCGGACAGAGUCUAUCUUUCACCUUCAAGUUUCACCAGCGGCAACUGCACUAUCACAUUAGCAACCAAUGAUGAUUCUCCUUUUGCCGUAUCUUCCUCUUUCUUGAGACCGACGUACGACAAGUUGGUCAAACGUUGCGACUCUGAUCCUGGAUGGGUGUACAUCAGCGCUGGUAAUACUGGAAGGAUUGAUGGGAUGAGAUUGUCGACUCAGGGCAGCCAAUGUCCAUGA
Molecule: messenger RNA, 705 nt
Organism: Puccinia triticina
Lineage: Eukaryota; Fungi; Basidiomycota; Pucciniomycetes; Pucciniales; Pucciniaceae
Exons: 9
Coding region: 1-705 (234 amino acids)
Source: RefSeq, a predicted model, not a curated record